UAUUUUAUAACCAAACGAAACGAUGAAUUCAUCCAAUGAAAGUGUCCCAGAUUAUUUAAACAAAAAUAUAUUCCCAGCUUUAUUAAAUGCAAUGGAGGAGAUGUUACGCGAAGCUGAUCGCCGAAAUGCCCUCGAAACACAAAAAUGCUCUUUCAAUGGAUUGGAUUAUCUUGCAGAGAUUCUUUGGAAUCGAAACUCGUAUCAUCCGAAUAGAUCACGUACUUGGCUGAAUGUUUUUAAUAUACCGGAAUUUAAAUUGUGGCUAAGAUCACAUCCUCGAUCAAUUUAUCCACAAUCAUGGCUGUGGAGCAAAGAAGAGGCUGUCUUACGCAUACAAAGAUACGUUCGAGGUUGGCUUGUGAGAAAAAGAGCGGAUGUCCAGGAGAUGCGUCAGUUUUGGAAGGUAUUCAUACAAUUAAACAAGAAAAUUAUAAUACAUACUAGCUGUUGUGUAAAUUAUAGGUCAUUCAUGCGGAGAAAAUGAAUAAUUCUACUUCUG
Molecule: messenger RNA, 499 nt
Organism: Linepithema humile (Argentine ant)
Lineage: Eukaryota; Metazoa; Arthropoda; Insecta; Hymenoptera; Formicidae
Source: RefSeq, a predicted model, not a curated record